Epinephelus fuscoguttatus (brown-marbled grouper) is the source of this 2646-nucleotide messenger RNA. It is a transcript of the gene rnf168, whose product is annotated as ring finger protein 168. The transcript has 8 exons. NCBI's taxonomy places the organism in Eukaryota, Metazoa, Chordata, Actinopteri, Perciformes, Serranidae. Gene Ontology annotation, molecular function: nucleosome binding; ubiquitin-protein transferase activity. Gene Ontology annotation, biological process: double-strand break repair; protein ubiquitination. The record is from RefSeq and is a predicted model, not a curated record. Gene Ontology annotation, cellular component: site of double-strand break; nucleus. Bases 216 to 1775 code for a protein of 519 amino acids.
CACCGUUUUUUUGCGCAGGCGCAGUGUAUCAACAGUAGGUUCACGCGGGACCUGAUGCACACAGCUGAACGUUAUGCGUUGUUAACACUACAACGGUCUCUGGUCAAGUUCCGGUCAGUCUCCGUGAGGCCUUACGGUUCCGGUUAAAGCUCCCGGUGAACGCUCCGGUUAACCGACAGUUUCUGCAGUCGUUAACAACCACAGAAGAAGAAGAGAUGGCGCCGGUGUCAGACAGAGGAGGUGGGAGGAGCAAAGGGAGGGAGCUGUCUCUGGACGACUGUCGUUGUCCGGUGUGUCUGGAGAUCUUCAUGGAGCCAGUGACGCUGCCCUGCACACACACCUUCUGCAAGGAGUGUUUCCUGGAGACGGUUGAUAAGGCCACGCUGUGCUGCCCGAUGUGCAGGAAGAGAGUUUCCACGUGGGCUCGUCUGAACAGCAGGAACAACACGCUGGUCGACCAGCAGCUGUGGACGCACAUUCAGACUGCCUUCCCUCUGCAGUGUCAGCGCCGCCUUAGUGGGCAGGACACCAUCACCGAGGAUGACCCUGGAGUGUCUGUGUGUUUUCCCAGAGUCAGUCAGCCUGGAGAGCUGAAGAGAGAAUAUGAGGACCAGGUGACUAAACUGACAGAGGAGAAGCGAGCGAUGGAGGAGGAGGAGCAGAGGGCCAGUGAGGAGUACAUCCAGAGACUGCUGGCUGAGGAGGAGGAGCUUCUGCAGGAGGAGAGGAGGAGGCGUGAAGAUGACGAGAGGCUCGCCAGACUGCUGAGUAACCAGCUGAACUCGAAUCCCGUCUCCCAGGACAACCUCGGUGCCGCUGACGUCACUCCAGCAAAAAAGAAGAAGAAGAAGGAUGUCAGCGGGGGACAGAUGGACAAGUUCUUGUGUCCUCUUCCCUCCAACAACAGCUCGUCCUCGUCCCUGUCCUCUCGCUGCAGCUUCGUGUCCAACAAGGAGAACAUAAUGGUGUCUCAGGUGGAGCGUCCCCUCCCUAACCUGGACUAUUAUGGUCCUCAAAGGGACAGAUCAGAACCUCCGUCUGUCUCCGUGGACGACCAGCUCCACCCAGGGACACACAGGAGUCACGUGACUGGAGACAAGAGGAAGAGCUCUGAGCUGGACAUGAUAGAGGACGAGGAGGAGACGGUCACCAAACGAGGCUCGCUCCUCUCGCCCUCCUCCUCCUCCUCCUCCUCCUCCUCUCUGCAGGUGGAGGUCCUUCAGGGGGUCUCUGAGUGGGAGGUGGAGCAGCUGAGGAGACGUCAGCAGGAGGAGGACGACCGGCGUCUUGCUCUGCUCCUGCAGAAGGAGUUGGACCAGGAGGAGAAGCAGAGAGCCACCGACCGACGCAAAGACUCCUCCGACCCCUACCUGCUCCGCCCAAACAGCCGGGGGAAGGUGGAGGCCACCUCCUCCUCAAGGACCUCCCCAACCUCCUCCUCUAAGACCUGCUCCACCUCCCCCUCCACAAGGACCUCCACCCCCUCCUCUAAGACCACCUCCUCUACAACGACCCCCACCCCCUCCUCCACCUCCUCCUCAAGGACCUCCUCCACCUCCUCCUCUAAGACCACCUCCUCUACAACGACCCCCACCCCCUCCUCCACCUCCUCCUCAAGGACCGCCUCCACCUCCUCCUCUAAGACCUCCUCCACCUCCUCCUCUAAGACCUCCUCCACCCCCUCCACCUCCUCCUCAAGGACCUCCUCCACCUCCUCCAGCAGAGGCAGCAAACAGGCCACUCUGACUGAGAUGUUCUCUAGCCUGAUCAGCUGAACCCUCUGUGUCCUCCUGUGUCCCUGUAUGUCCCUCUGCCUGUCUGUGUCGGUCUCUCUGUGUGUCUGUCCCUCAGUCUGUCCCUCUGUGUGUCUCUGUCUGUGUGUCUAUCUAUGUCUCUGUCUGUCUCUCUGUGUGUCUCCAUCUGUGUGUCCCUCUGUCUGUCCUUCUGUGUCUGUCCCUCUGUGUGUCUGUCCCUCUGGGUGUCUCCGUCUGUCCCCCUGUGUGUCCCUCUGUCCGUCCCUCUGUCCGUCCCUCGGUGUCUGUCCUUCUGUGUCGGUCCCUCUGUCUGUGCCUCUGUGUCCCUCUGCCUGUCCCCUCUCUGUGUCUCUGUCUGUCCCCUCUGUGUUUGUCACUCUGCCUGUCCAUCUGUGUCUCUGUCUGUCCCUCUGCCUGUCCCCUGUGUGUCUGUCCCUCAAUCUGUCCUCAGCCUGUCCCUCUGUCAGCAGACACAGACCCGUUAAUCAAACCUGCUCUUUAUUUUAGUCAAACUGUAACGAAGCUCUUCAGCCCUGCCUUAUUUUUUAUUACCAUGGAGACACUACGAGGACAACAGUAUGUGGACAUCUGAACUGUCCCUCCUGUCUCACAUUACAGUUCAUGGCGGACAUGGUCAUGAACUUCAUCAACACUGACACUGGUGUGAUGUCAUAAAACAUUUCUGAUGGAGCAGUUUUGUGUUGAAACAGAGACAAAGACAAACUGUCCUCAUACUGGUAUCCACCAGGGGAUGUCUGUGUUUGUCCAAACAGGAAGCAGAGACACUGCGUCCUCUGAAGCUGACACACUUUUUGGUUUAAAUGUUUAUUUUUUGUAAACAAGUUGUUUCAAAUAAAGUUUUGGAGCAGAAAGAUUCACUGAUGUCACUCUA